Messenger RNA from Gigantopelta aegis, 1094 nucleotides. RefSeq lists its product as uncharacterized. The record is from RefSeq and is a predicted model, not a curated record. The transcript has 4 exons. The coding region runs from base 139 to 555 and encodes 138 amino acids. NCBI's taxonomy places the organism in Eukaryota, Metazoa, Mollusca, Gastropoda, Neomphalida, Peltospiridae.
ACUCGACUGGUGUACUGAUUAUGUCUGUUGUUAGCGCAAUACGAAAGAAAUAUUUGUUGGUUAAAGAUUAGCAGAAGAAAACUAAAAAUUCCUGUGUUAGAACAUUUUAUAUAGUUCAAACUGGUUCAGAACACAAGGAUGCCGGUCUGUCAAGACGGGGAGGAAGAUAUCUCCACCAUGGUUCGGUCGCUAAGUGAAUACCUGGAGCUGGACAAGAGAGCAAGUGCGGCCAAGGAUUACGCUCUCGAUCAUCCAGUCAUAACAGUGUUCUGGAUUGUCACCACGGCGAUGUGUGGAAUUCCGAUCAUCUGUUUUUUCACAUUUGUGUUUGCUACUAUCUUGUUCUCUGUGGCCGGGUUUGUCCUAAUAGAAGGUACCAUAGUGACAAUUGCAGCACUGUUGCUAGGUGCAGCUCUGUUGAUUGCUGGCUUGCUCUCCCUGGGCUUCAGUCUGACAAUCGUCAUGGCAUUCCUUGCCAUACAGUACAGCCAGAAACUACUGGAGCAAGUCAACAGUAGAGUGAAGAGUCACAAACAACUGGCAACCAGUGAGUGAACGAGUCGGUGUUCUCUAAGAUUGGACCACAGAGGAUUGAUUGAUGUGUCAUUUUACAUUUCUGGACCACAAGACCACAGAGGAUCGAUUGAUGUGUCACUUUACAUUUCAUGCUACGUUUUCAAUCACAUAAGAGUCAUUUGAAGCACAUAUGAAACUAACCAUGGGCCAGCGGGUAAGGUAGGGUCCAAGGAAAUGUCAAUUUGUCGUCACUUCUCUGUGGCUACAUUUUACUGAAUCAAAUACAAAAAACAACUGAGAAAUAGUUUGUCAUACAUUAAUUUUAUCAACUGUCACUGGCAUGUUUGCGAGUUUGGACAAGGACAUACAUUUUGUCCAUUACAACAUAAACAACAAUGCAUAUAUUACAAAUAUUUGACACCUGUACAGUAUGUUAUAUAAAAAACAAAUCAGUUUAAUUGCCGUUUCUGAAUGUGUAGCACUGAGUGAGUUUUCAACUGUUACAGGGUGCUUUAACUGCAUGGUUAAAAUAUAUUGUCUACAUGCCAAAACUUUUGUUUUUCUUAGCUAAACAAACU